UUUUUUGUUUCGGUAUUUGUGUGUUCAAUUUAACUAGUGCAGAAAUAGUCAGAAAGUUGUCUGCAAACCUUAGAAACUGAUUUCAUAUCGUCUAUUUCAUUCUAUCUUUGUUUUCGUCCGCCAAAAGUAAUCAUCAAUUUACCGCUUCAUAGACAUUUAACAUUUAAUAUUCAUCAUAAAAAUUAUAAUAUCUGCGAUUUGGAAAAAUUCUAUAGAUUUUCAACAUUAAAACAUUUGCCAUAAACAGCGUCAUUCUCCUAAACAGCAUCAUUCUCGGCGGCUGAAAUGGCUGAAAUAAACGAUCGUGAAAUUCAAAUUCCAAUUACAGAGACGGUUGUGGCAGAAGGAAUCGUACCAUACUUCAAAAAAUAUGGUGAAAUUGAAAGUAUGUCGGUCACCAUUCGAUACAAAAGUCCAACAGACAUCACUCCAUUACUGCAAACACCGAAUCAUUUAGCUGGUCGUUAUAUCUUGAGAGUCGAAAAACCAACCGAUUCACCAACAGCCAAUAGCGUUACGACAUCUCAUAUUCUGGACCUCAAGGAAGAGUGUUUGGAGCAUAUUUUGGACAGUUUCAAUAAUCAGGAUUUGUGUAGUGUAACAGAGACAUGCGCACUCUUCCGAAAACUCGGCUCAAAGGUAUUUGCAAAGAAAUACAACGGCGAAUUCCGGAUUGAUUUAAACACAUAUUGCCUAGAUGGAAUGAAACAAAUUCUCCAACUUUUCGGUGGUACACUCAAAAAAUUAACACUUUCAUGGUCAACUGGCGAUAUAACAUAUAAAAUUAAGAAAUUCAUGGGCAUGGCAGCCAUAUACUGUAGAGAUUUGCAAGAAUUAGUUUUAUACUCUUCGUGUAAGUCUCAUGAAAUGGAUACACCAUGUUGGACAGUGAUUAGUCUCACGAUGAAUUUUCCCAAGCUGGCCCAUCUCCAUUUGGAAUGUGAACAUGUAUGUAAUUUAUGUGUCAUUAGCUGCAAUAGAGAUGAAGAUUUUGAUGGUCUAUUGGAAAAUUCAAACAUAUCAAAACUGACUCUUGCGCGUUUCAAUCUAGGUGAAGGGUUCAAUUAUAUCGUCAACAAAUUGCCACAUUUGCAAGCAUUCUACUAUAAAGACUAUUUUGAGACUAGUCCAUACAACAUAACUGGUAUACACGAUUUGGGAAAAUUAAAGGAACUGAGGGAACUUGAGAUUGAUGGCUACAGAAUUCCGGUCGUUAAAUUGAUUGACGGAUUGGCAAAAAGUGGUGCCCCUAUCGAAAGUUUAAAGCUCUUUGGUAAUUUCGAUGACAUUGCAGAUAAAAGUGUCCACAGUAUCUGUAAAUUAAAAGGUAUAAAAGUCUUGAAACUAACUUCAGAGCUUCACGUUUUGAAAAGUAAUCACUUUAUAGAUUUGGCAAAAUCUCUUCCACAUCUCACCGAAUUUGUGAUUACUAUUGAUGCAUUUGAUGAAUCUGAAUCACCCGUUGACUAUGAUAUCACAUUUGUCGCAAUGAUAAAGAUGAUACGUUAUGCCGACCGACUAACAAAGAUAACACUCCGUUAUGGUAAUGAUGUUGAAAUGAGUAAGAAAACACUCACAAUGGCAAAUUACAAUAAAACAUUGAAUUUGCUGAAACUUCGUCAGCAUAAAUUGAAGCUGUUGUUGAUGGUUCCUGACGAUACUGAUUUGAGUCAACUGAAUGAAAAAACGAUUCAAUGCAAUCGUGAAUGGCUGGAAGUUGUGAAGGGUGGUGUCUAAAACCAAAACUCUACACCAACUUUCCGUAUUGUUUGAUAUAGGUCAACAUAUCUUUAUUUUCAAAUAUGAUCUAAUUUAGUUUUCUUUACUCAUUAAUUAAGACUUGCACCAACUUGAUCAAAUUAUAGCGGCCUUAGGGAAAUUCCGAACACAGAUAUUUCUAAAAUGAAUUUUAUUAAAUAAAAGUAAAUAGAAUCCAACAAAGAUCAA
Messenger RNA from Contarinia nasturtii (swede midge), 1947 nucleotides. RefSeq lists its product as uncharacterized. The transcript is spliced from 3 exons. NCBI's taxonomy places the organism in Eukaryota, Metazoa, Arthropoda, Insecta, Diptera, Cecidomyiidae. The record is from RefSeq and is a predicted model, not a curated record. The coding region runs from base 286 to 1737 and encodes 483 amino acids.